AUGUCCACUGCGCGUGCUAUAGGUAGUACGAUCACCCUUAUCACCAACAGCCAGAUCCGCUACGAGGGCACGCUUGGCCACAUUGAUGCCGCAAAGAACACCGUGAGCCUCUCCAAUGUUCGUGUAUUCGGUACCGAGGGCCGCGCAAAGGAGCCAGGCCAGGUCGAGGUUCCUGCCAAUGACCAGCUCUUCGAGCAGAUCGUGUUCCGCGGCUCUGACAUCAAGGAGCUGACGGUGUUCGAGGGGGGCCAUAACGCCAUGAUGGACCCUGCCGUGGUUACCGCGUUCCCUGCGCGGAGCAAUACGACGAAGACUGCCACCACGCCGCAGCGCUUUGCCCCAUCAUCUGGCAACGCAAAUCACCAGCAGCAGCAACAUCAGCAGCAGCAGCAUCAUCACCAGCAGCAGCGCUACGGCGGCAGUGGCGUUAGCUACCGCCGUGGAGGCCACAACGGCGGGGGCCGCGGCGGCUACCGUGGCACGCGCCGUGUCGACUCGCACACGGGCCAAGACUUCCG
Messenger RNA from Trypanosoma grayi, 518 nucleotides. RefSeq names its product putative kinesin. Gene Ontology annotation, cellular component: P-body. Gene Ontology annotation, molecular function: mRNA binding. The annotation marks the transcript as partial. The transcript has a single exon. NCBI's taxonomy places the organism in Eukaryota, Euglenozoa, Kinetoplastea, Trypanosomatida, Trypanosomatidae. The record is from RefSeq and is a predicted model, not a curated record. Gene Ontology annotation, biological process: cytoplasmic stress granule assembly; P-body assembly.